CAGGCAACGAUGUCUGCGGGAGGAGAAGCGACGUGCCAGCCUGACCUACGUGUUCUCUCUCCUGUCUCCCAGGCACCUGCCAUGGCAUCACCAUUCCAGGUGGAGGAGCUGCGGGACCUGGACGAGGAGCGGCUUUGGGAGAUGCUGGAGGACCACCGCUACCAGCUCGUGCAUACCAUCUUCCCAAACCGUCUCACCCCCUACCUGCGCCAGGCCAAGGUGCUGGACCAGCUGGAUGAGGAGGAGAUUCUGCACAGCCCCCAGUUCACCAACAGCGCUAUGAAAGUGGGUCACAUGCUGGAUCUCCUGAAAAGUCGUGGGAAGAAUGGGGCUCUAGCUUUCCUGGAGAGCCUGAAAUUUCACAACCCAGACACCUACACCCUGAUCACUGGCCUGGAGUCCUCCAUAGACCUCCACAGCUUCAGUGGUCUCAUUGAGAGCUCCAAGCUGACAGAGUGCCUGGCUAAGGCUGUGAACAGCUUGCAGGAGGAGCUGAACCAGGAGAAAAGGCAGCGGGUGGCUCUGCUGCAUCACUGCAGCCAGCUCAAGGAAAGUGUGACCCGGCUGGAGGCCCAGAACAGAAGCUUGACAGGCAUCCAGGCUGAGUAUGACUGCAUGAAGAGGGAGGUUAGCACCCACUUUAAUGAGGGGCUGAAGCUGAAGGAUGAGAUGUACAACCUCUCCAUGCACUACACCAAUGCUCUGAAGGAGAAGGACCUGGCCAUCACGCGGUGCCAAGCCCUGCAGGAGGAGCUGUACCUGAUGAAGCAGGAGCUGGAGCGAGCCAAGGAGGUGUUGCGCUGUGAGAGGGAGAGGUCUCAGAGAGGCCCUGGUGACCUGCAGCCCCAGGCAGAUGAGUUGCUGAUGCUGAAGGAGGAAAAUGAGAAGCUCAAGUCACUGAUGGAGCUGGAGACGUUCAGCCUGGUGGAGAAGGACAUCUUGGAGCAGCACCUGGACGAGGCUCUGGAGGGCAAACAGGAGCUGCUGGACCGCAUCCACUCCCUGCGGGAGAGGGCAGCCAUGGCUGAGAGUCAGCAUAAGCAGUGUCGGGAGGAGAAGGAGCACAUGCUGAUUGAGUGCCAGAAGGUGAAGGUGGACUGCGAGAUCUACAAGGAGAAGAUCUGUUCCUUCCAGGCACAGGUGGCCGAGCUGCAGAAGGAGCGAGACCAGGCGUACAGUGCUCGGGAUGCUGCCCAUGUUGAGAUCUCCCAGAACCUGCUGGAAAAGGACUCGCUUCGCCAGAAGGUGUUUGAGCUUACGGAUGAGAUCUGUGAGCUGAGGAAGCAGGUGAGAGGGGAUGGAGAGGCUGACCUGGAGCCCAGGGAGGAGGGGCAGAAGAGGAAGCAGAGGCUGGUGAGGAUGCAUGCCAUCUGUCCCAUGGAUGAGAGCCAGGGCAGCUCCUUCAGCACAUCGGAGCUCUGGUGUGAUUUGGGCAUGAAGGUGAGCUGUGACUCAGUGGAGAGUUUCCAGUCAUGCAGCCCCAUCCCACCCUGCAAGAACUCUCUGCAGAAGCGAGCUAUGGGGGAUUACCUGGAGAGCAUCACGUCUGGGAGCUCCCAGGAGUUCCCAGAGGUGGACAUCAGUCUGGGCCUAGCGGAGGUGGAAGAACCCACGCUGGAGUGUGCCAUGCGUGAGAAGGAUGGUGGGUUUCUCCAUUCCCUGUUCGGAGAAGCCUGUCACUUGCCUGGCCUUCAUGUUUGCCCCAGACUGUCCCUGGGGCCUGUGUCCUUUCUUCCAGGUGGCUGCUCCCCACUGCUGGGCUCAGACCCUUCUGCCUCGGAUAGCUCACCCAUGCGUCGUCGGCCAGCUCAGCGGAUCCUCAGUCGCAUCACUACCAUCGCCUUCGAAGGCAAUGCCUUGCUGGAGCAGAUCAGCAUAAUUGGGGGGAACCAGACUGGCAUCUUUAUCCACAAGGUCACCCCCGGCUCAGCUGCUGACGAGGUGUCCUUGUCCCCGGGGAACCAGAUCAUGGUGGUGGAUUAUGAUGUCCUGGACCCUGAUUUCAAAGCUGUCCUGGAGGAUGUGACCCUGGAGGAAGCACUCUGGGUCCUAAAGAGAGUGAACGGCUUCUGCUGUCUAUCAGUCAGACCCAACAUGGAGGGGUACAACAAGCUGGUGAGUGACCUGGAGAACAAGGUGGCAACCUCAGGCGACUCAUUCUACAUCCGAGCCAACUUGGCCAUAGAAUGGCAAGGUGGAGGGCACCUACCCGUGCAAUGCAACGACAUCCUGCACGUCACAGACACGGUGUUUCAGGGCAGGAGCCAGUGGCAUGCCUGCCAGGUGAACCCCUACAACAUGAAGGACAUGGACACCGGCAUCAUCCCCAACUACUACCAGGCCCAGCAGCUGCUUAUUGCCCUGAUCCGGGAUAUGACCCAACUGACCACGAUGGCACGCAAGCCUUCUGGAGGGCAGCAGAAGCUGGUGCGAGUAGUCAGCACAGAAAAGAGCAAGAUCAACCCUCUCUGGUCAUCCAUCAACUACAGCUCUGGUGGUCCUGACAACCGUGAGGCUGGCUCCAGCACCCAGGGAGGCGGCUGCUUCACCCUGAUGCCCUACACCCUCGUGCGGCCCCACCAGCCAGGCCAGCUGCGUCCCGUCCUCCUUGUGCCCACGCUACUGGGGCGGAUCCUGGCCAGCAAGCUGUGCCUCAGCAAGGGCUUUGAGAUGUGCCCAUCAGAGUUGCAGGGAGAAGCCAGCCAAGCUGCCCAGCGCAGAGCUGCCCUCCUGGGGACAGACAGACUGCACAGCCGCUGCAUGGUCACUUGCCGGGUGCUGGAGGCACUGGCAGAGAAGAAUGUGCAUGGCCUGCUGGACAUGGGACUGGAGUGUGUGCGGACCCUGCACACCAUGGAGAUGUAUCCCAUCCUCCUCCUCCUCUCCAUCACAGAGAAGAAUGCCAAGAAGCUCAAAAAGGCCCUGCAGCGCCAUGGAGCCACAGAGGAGCAGCUGCUGGAUGGCGCGCGGAGCGAGGAGGCUCAGCUGGACAAGCUGCCCUGCCUGUACAGCACCAUCGCACCCGAGAGCUGGAGCGACCUGGACUCGCUCCUGGGCUGUGUCCGAGCAGCCGUUGCUGAUGAGCAAAGGAAGACGGUGUGGAUAGCCCAGGACCCGUGCUGAGCCCUGGAGAGGGCUCCGAUUUCAGCAAGGAUCCUGGGCUGGGUGCAAGGACUGGAUGAAGCAAGAGGGUCUCUGCAGCCCUCUGUACAUGACCUGCUAACAACCAAGCUAAUGCCCAACCUCGCUGCAGCCUGGCCCCCAUUAGCAAGGGCCUACCAGUGACUAUUCAUUUGGGAUGGUUUCUGUCUCCUUCCUUGUGUGAGUGGCUGCUAGCUGGCACA
Messenger RNA from Struthio camelus australis, 3344 nucleotides. NCBI's taxonomy places the organism in Eukaryota, Metazoa, Chordata, Aves, Struthioniformes, Struthionidae. The record is from RefSeq and is a predicted model, not a curated record.